Molecule: messenger RNA, 813 nt
Organism: Mesorhabditis belari
Lineage: Eukaryota; Metazoa; Nematoda; Chromadorea; Rhabditida; Rhabditidae
Source: the annotation of a GenBank genome assembly
AUGGAGAACACGACGGAAAUUUUCGCGCCAACGGAGAAGCCCAAGUAUUUCGCCGUAAAAGCUGUUUUUAUUUUAAGGAUAGGCGAAUGUUUAUUGUGCCCAAUCCUGCUGGCUUUUGUCAUUGUUUAUGUUCGGAUUCUCAAGUCAAAAAUGUUUUGCCAUCCAAAUCUCCGUUUCUUGUUAAUCAUUCAACCGAUUCUUCAUUGGACAGUGAUUCUCAUAAAUGUCAUCUACAACAUUCUUCAAAUGUACAAUUUUGAGCUGAGUGAGACGAUCGAGGAUGUUUUCAGCAAUUUAUCCGAUUGUUUUCUAAUCCAAGCCACGACGAUCAUGUUGCCGAUCUCGAUCGAGCGCUUGUACGCGACGCUGUACCCCGAAAAAUACGAUCACAUUCAUCAAGAAUUUCCGAUUCUUGGAAUCUUUCUAAUCCAAGCCACGACGAUCAUGUUGCCGAUCUCGAUCGAGCGCUUGUAUGCGACGCUGUACCCCGAAAAAUACGAUCACAUUCAUCAAGAAUUUCCGAUUCUCGGAAUCUGUUUGUAUAUUUUGAUUGCUUUAAUCGCUUUCAUUUUGUGUGCUCUCAGAGAUUUACACAUUACUGUCGCUGAGCACAGCUAUUUGGUGAUUUUAAUUCUUUUCACUCUAGCUGCUAUAUUUUUCCUUGUCCUACCGUAUACCUCGAGGCGAUUGUUCAAAGAAACAGUGAAAAUGAGAGACUGUACAGUUUCGGCAAGAUAUCAAACAGCAGAAAAUCUUCGCUCAGCACAUCUCCUUAAAUACAUUUCUGCCUGGAAAACCGUGAUUGAAGGAGGC